UUCGUGCGUUGGGCGGUUGUGUUGUGCUCUUAGCGCUUUUUCAUUUUCUAAUAUAUAUUUUAUUGAAUAAAUUUUAUAAACAUUUUGAAGUAAGAAAUAAACAUGACACGGAGUAGCUCAAAUAAUACUUGGAUUAAGAUACAAAGCCUAUUAAAUACCAUAAAUCAUAUUUUUAUUGGUUUGGUUGGUAUUUACAUUACAGUUCUAGGAAAAAAUUUGGAUUUUAAGGACACGGCUAUGCAUGCCUUUAUGACCACAAUCGGAUAUCAUGUUCUUAUGGCAGAAGCUCUUAUGUCGCACUACAAAGUGAAUCCCAUUACUAAUCGUUUUUCGCAUCGCAACAAAUCUAGAAUACAUGGUAUAUUACAGUUUCUAGGUGGAUCAAUGGCACUAUUGGGUGCACUCGGUAAAAUCUCUGCUACUGAAAAUGACCAUUUCAGUACGCUACAUGGUAAAGUGGGUCUCGCAGCAACGUUUAUGUGUACUGUUAGCAUAUUAGGCGGAUUGGUCAACUUCUUUCAACCGAAGUUCGCCCAUAAAAUAUAUUCUCCGGCCGAAAUAAAAUAUCGCCAUAAUUUGUUCGGCAUGUUAACAUUCUCCUUAGGAAUGGCAGCAGUUCUUCUUGGUUACCGCACGUUAUUCUUCUGGAAGUACAACGAUGCUGAGUUUGUACGUGUUAUAAGUUUAGCUUCCGUUUUAGUUUAUUGUCUAACAUUAAUUGCACCAGUCUUAUCCUUAUUAGAUAAGAUAAAACUAAGAAAGGCACAUAAACAAGAUAUUUAAUAAUAUUUAACUUAAAAUGGAUAAUUGCCAUACCUACUAGUCUGCAGUGGUUUAAUUGAACCACAUUUGCUUUUAAAAUUUAUCAUUCCACGUAUACAAAGUACUUGGUGGUUAAAUCUUGAAUUCUAUUCAUAGUUAAGGAUUUUUGGGAAGUUGUAAUCUUGUUAACAUAUUUGUGCAUACAUAUUUUUACUGUAUUUGUUAAACUGUUUUUUAAUAUUUAAAUAUAAAU
Molecule: messenger RNA, 1015 nt
Organism: Teleopsis dalmanni
Lineage: Eukaryota; Metazoa; Arthropoda; Insecta; Diptera; Diopsidae
Exons: 3
Coding region: 103-783 (226 amino acids)
Molecular function (GO): transmembrane monodehydroascorbate reductase activity
Source: RefSeq, a predicted model, not a curated record